Enterobius vermicularis (human pinworm) is the source of this 1803-nucleotide messenger RNA. The record is from the annotation of a GenBank genome assembly. Lineage: Eukaryota; Metazoa; Nematoda; Chromadorea; Rhabditida; Oxyuridae.
AUGGCUUUGCGCUACAGUUUCGCUGCCCAGACUAGCGCAUCCGCAGAGAAAUUUUGCGAUUGCGACAGCCGAUACGCCCAGCCUGCAGUAACAGAUAUGCCUAGUUGGAACGUUGGUUAUGAUUUGUUUUCAACGGCUUUUAUUGGUCUCAAAAGAACGGUCAAAAUGAGUCAACCCUCGGUGAUCAACGAUGAAUGGGUGUUGUCUUUCCUUGACCAGCAGAAUAAGUGGGAUUCGCGCAGUGACGCUGAAAGUGUGUCCCAGGCUAUUGAAGCGGCCGAUGCUAUUGACGUCCUUGAAUUUCGUGGGAACACUUUAGGAAUUGAAGCUGGGAAACGGAUCGCUGAGGCGUUGGAAAAACGUCCUGAACUGAAAAGGGCGCUGUGGAGCGACUUGUUCACUGGGAGAAUGAAGAAUGAAAUACCUCCUGUUUUGCGCAGUCUUUGUGAUGCCAUGAUAUCCAGUUCUGCGCGUUUAGUAGAAUUAGAUCUUUCUGAUAAUGCAUUCGGACCUAUUGGAGCGGAAGGUAUUGAACGUUUUUUGCAAAGUUCCUCAGCUUAUUCACUUCAGGUGCUGAAGUUGAACAAUAACGGAUUGGGUGCAGGUGGCAAAGUUAUAGCUCGAGCGCUAAAAAAUUGUUGUGAAAAUGCUCAGAGAGACGGACAGAAGUUUUGUUUACGAUCUUUUAUAGCUGGUAGAAACCGACUAGAAGUACCUGGGGCAGUUGCACUUGCAGAGGCUUUUAAGGCAAUUGGUACACUCGAGGAAAUUAACAUGCAUCAGAAUGGUAUACAUGCAAAAGGAAUUGAAGCACUUGCAGACUCGUUUAGCAACAACCUUGGCUUGAGGAUAAUUAAUCUAAGUGACAAUACGUUUACUACCGUGGGCGCUAAAGCCAUAGCUAAGGUUCUACCACUUCUAACUUCUUUGGAAAGUUUGCAUUUUGGCGAUUGCUUAUGCCGAAGUACAGGGACUAUUGCUCUUAUAGAAAGUAUACACCAUACUACGCAUUCCAAACUGAAAGAGGUGAAUUUAUCGGGCAAUGAGUUGGGUAUUAUUGCUGUAGAGCGGAUCCUAGAUAAGUUAGGAACAGGUUUUCAACUUGAUUCGUUAAUACUGCAUACGAACAAUCUCGGCGAAAAGUUUAGUACGAUGAAGUCACGGUGGACGACCCACUCCUACGUUGACUUGGGCUCAGAAAGUGAUGAUCAAGGGUCUCUGGAUAACGAUGAGGAAGAAGAAGUUGCAUCAGAGGAGUCAGGUAAUGAGGGAGAUGAUGAGCACACUGAAGAUACAGAAAGCUUUGUGAAAACGGAACGUCAUCGUCCAACAUUGCCAGGUGUAACUGUGGAGGAUGUUAUUGCAUUUAUCCGCAGUCCCACUCACGAACUUUUAUUAAAUUUUAUGGCUAAGCAAAGCGCGUUUGCUGCGAUUAUUCGGGAUGAGCUGGACACUAGGACGCACGACCUCACUGCAGCUUUUUUGUACUCUUUAGGGACGUUGGCUUCAGUCAAUGAAACUGAUUUUCAUGUUCAUAUGAAUAUUGUCACCAUUGCCGAAUCUAUAGUCAAAAUUGCUCAAGAUGUAAAACGAUGGCCGCUUUCGACUGUCGAUCAAAUUUUCAAUACUGUAUUGGCUUACGGAACUGUCACUGAGAGGGAGACCGGACAAUCGUUUUAUGGUGACGUUAAAGGUCUGAUUUUUCUGUUCAGUGCACUGCUGAAAAAGGGUUAUUUGAAAACAUUUCUACCGUGGCUUAAUGAUGUUUUAUUGCGUGGUUUUUUGAACACCUAUUAUAUUUAG